This is a messenger RNA of Setaria italica (foxtail millet), 3394 nucleotides long. RefSeq names its product putative disease resistance protein RGA3. Gene Ontology annotation, biological process: defense response to fungus. The record is from RefSeq and is a predicted model, not a curated record. Lineage: Eukaryota; Viridiplantae; Streptophyta; Magnoliopsida; Poales; Poaceae. The coding region runs from base 373 to 2868 and encodes 831 amino acids. Gene Ontology annotation, molecular function: ADP binding. The transcript has 5 exons.
CCACGGAUAGAUGCUAUUUGGUCGACGCAUCCUUUUGAGUUUUGACUUUUGAGCAAAACAAGGGAUCUUCUAGCAAGAUGCAAUGGAAGUGUUGCGUCGUACUGCAGCGCGGAGGUACCCACAUGGCAGUGAAUGUUGGAGAAGACUUUUUGUGCUUCCGGCGUUCGGUCCCCGCAAGAAAGAAUUCAAAGUCGUCGCAUACUCGCAUGAUGGCUGGCAUCCACCGCAAGAAAAAGAAGCUGAGCUGGUUGGAUCUUGGAGCCCCGAGCGAAUAGUGCGCUCUUCAGGAGCAAGUUUUGCCUACUUCGUAGCUGCGAUUCAACUCCCUUGCUUUCUCCAGAUGUUCUCAAAGCAGUCUUUGUUCAGAUUGUGAUGCGUGGUUUACUGGCGGCUUCUCCAUCAAGCGGACCUGGGAGCGCUGAAGGAUAUUUGGUUGGCCCUCGUUCUUCAAGCUCAAGGAGAGAUCUAUGCACGCAUAGGGAAUGGCCGAGGUCAGCAUGGAAUGUCAAUAAAGAAGUAGGGAAAUUGGAAAGAUCACUGAGAUCUAUCUGUGCUGUUCUUAGAGAUGCUGAGAGUAAGCAGUCCAAUUCUCAUGCACUUCUCGAAUGGUUGGACAAUCUAAAAGAUGCAGUCUAUGACAUUGAUGAUGUUCUAGAUGACGUGGCCACUGAAGCUUUGAAGCAAGAAGUCCACAAAGGUUUAUUCACUCGAGCAGGACAUCUGCUUGCUUACCCAUUUACAUUGAGUCACAAAAUAAAACAAGUGCGUGAAAAGCUCGAUGAAAUAGGAGCCAAUAGAGAACAAUUUGGAUUAACUGAGAAGCCGUUUGAUAAACAGGCAUCCAGACGUACCAACAGGGAAACACAUUGCUUCAUCAGUGAGCCCAACAUUAUUGGAAGAGAUGGAGCUAAAAGUGAGAUAGUUGCAAAGAUUCUAACAGCUGCAGACUCUGCAGGUCCUUUGUCUGUCCUUCCUAUUGUUGGUUUAGGAGGCAUAGGCAAAACUGCAUUGGCCAAACUGAUUUACAACGAUGUGCAGAUUACUAACAAGUUUGAAAUGAAAUUAUGGGCAUGUGUCUCUGAUGUAUUUGAUCUUAACAAGAUCUUGGAUGACAUAAUACAAUCAUCUACUGGUGAAAGCCACAAACAAUUAAACCUGGACGUGCUACAGAGAAUAUUAUGUGAGCUUUUGCGGGAAAAGAGAUAUUUCCUUGUACUAGAUGAUAUGUGGAAUGAUAAGGCUAGUGACUGGGAAGAGUUGCGAAGCAUACUGUCUAGCAGUGGGAGGGGAAGUGUGAUUAUAGUCACCACACGGCGUUCAGAUGUUGCAUCAGUGGUGAAGACGAUGGAACCAUAUGAUGUGGCAAAGCUACCACUGGAUAUGUGCAUGCAAAUAUUUGUUCGACAUGCAUUCAAAGGUGAGGAACACAAGGAUCCCCAAUUGUUAAAAGUAGGAAAUUCCAUUGCUGAGAAAUGCUGUGGUAUUCCCUUAGCAGCAAAGACUUUGGGUUCCCUAUUGUCUAGUAGUCGAGACGUUGAAGAGUGGCAGAGUAUUGAGGAAGACAGAUUAUGGAAUGUUAAGCAAGACAAUGAAGAUAUCUUGCCAGCACUAAAAUUAAGUUACGAUGCACUUCCAUCACAUCUGCAAGCAUACUUUGCUUCCUUAUCCACUUUCCCAAAAGGCUACGAGCUUUUCACAGAUUCUCUUAUUAUGUUUUGGAUGGCAUUGGGGUUGUUGCAUAAAACUAGGGAAAUUAAGGAAACAAUAUCUACCGGAACGAAAUACUUGCAUGAACUUCUUGGAAGAUCUCUUUUUCAGGACCAGUAUGUUGUUUAUGAUGGAACCAUUCGAGCAUGUAGGAUGCAUGAUCUUAUUCAUGACCUUGCGAUAUUUGUAUCACAGAAGGAGCAUGCAAUUGUUAGCUCUGAAAAAGUUGACGUCUCUGAGAGAAUCAGGCACCUAGUGUGGGACUGUCAGGACUUCACAAAGGACAUAAAAUUUCCUAAGAAGCUGAAAAAGGCAUGCAAGGCUAGGACAUUUGCAAGUAGAUGCAACUAUGGUACUUUGAGUAAGGCCUUUCUUGAGGACCUUUUCACAACUUUCAAGCACCUACGUGUCUUGGUUUUUUCUUCAGUUGGGUUUGAAGAGCUACCGAGUUCAAUUGUCAAUUUGAGGCACCUAAGGUACCUGGACCUACAAUGGAACAAAAAACUCAAAUACCUGCCAAAUAAUUUAUGUAAAUUGGUAAAUCUACAAACAGUUAAUCUCGGUAGGUGCAACCAACUGUUGGAGAUACCAAGAGAUGUGCAUGGACUUGUCAACCUUACAUGGUUUGCCCUGACCUCAAAGCAGAAAUAUUUGCUGAAAGAUGGGUUUUGCGGUUGGUCUUCCUUGACAUUUCUACAGUUAAGCUACUGUCCUAGGUUAACGUCUUUAACAAAUGGAUUCGGCAGCCUCACUGCCCUUCUAGAGUUACGGAUAUCCAAUUGUCCAGAGCUGGCUUCUCUUCCCUCUACCACAAGGCAUCUAUCUAAUCUCCAGAAGUUAUCGAUUAACAAUUGUGCAGUGUUGGAUUUAAUGGAACCAGGGGAGGCAUUGACUGGGCUGAGGAGUAUUCGUUGGCUCCAACUUGCUGGGCUUCCAAAGUUGAUGGGUUUUCCAGAGAGCUUCAAAGCAGCUGCAUCCUCCCUUCAAUAUCUUGCAAUUGUAAACUGCAAAGGAAUGGAGAAGUUACCGAGUUUCAUCCAAGAUUUUAGUUCCCUUAGGAAAAUUGUGCUUCAUAGCUGCCCUUCAUUGAGCAGCAGAUGUGCUGUGGGAACCGGUGAGGAUUAUCAUCUCAUCCGUCAUGUCCCUUCCAUAUUAUGUUGAUUGAGACUCUUACAAACUAGUCUUCAGAGAGACAGUUACAAAACUUGUUAAGGUGAUCAGAAGGCCGGAGUGUGAGGACUCUUCCCACUACGAUGAAGCAGGUCUCUGGGCUCCAAAAGUUGGUUAUUAAUAAUUGCAAAGAGCUUGACCUGAUUGAACCAGAGGAAGCCUUGAGCUAUAGGCAAACCCGUGCCACAUAGGCAAAAUCAAGUGGAGAUCCCGCUUAAGGUCUAAAUUGGUCCAGUAUGAAGGAAAGACUAAAUUGAGCCAUAGUUUUGGUAAGGGUGUGGAAUGGACAAAGUAAAUAGGUGAGGGAAGUAAAACGGAUUUCUUCCUUUUUCUUUGAUAAAGUUGGGCUCUGGACUUGAUGUCGCCAUUUGACCGGCGCGUAGGAAAGUGUAGAGAAUGACUUUGACCAAGUCGUAGCUUUUUGUGUGGUUCUGAUUUUUAUUUUUUUCUUAUAACUAUAUCUAAUUUUUUACUUUGGAGGAGUUUUUGCAUGGUUGAUACGAGUAUGGGUUUUCCA